Molecule: messenger RNA, 1679 nt
Organism: Glycine soja
Lineage: Eukaryota; Viridiplantae; Streptophyta; Magnoliopsida; Fabales; Fabaceae
Product: isoflavone 2'-hydroxylase-like
Exons: 3
Coding region: 90-1586 (498 amino acids)
Molecular function (GO): oxidoreductase activity, acting on paired donors, with incorporation or reduction of molecular oxygen; monooxygenase activity; iron ion binding
Source: RefSeq, a predicted model, not a curated record
AUGCAUGCAUGUUGAUUCAACCACACCCAAUAAAUACUUUGCAAUCUCCAUAAUCUCAACCAAAGCUAGUGCAAUAACCAGCCGUCGAAAUGUUUCCCUUGUUGCCUUGCUUUCUCUAUUCCCUUGCUUUCAUUCUCACAUUCAAGCUUUUAUUCCAAAGAAGAAAAUACAAAAACCUGCCACCAGGUCCACCUCCUCUUCCCAUAAUCGGAAACCUCAACCUCCUCGAAAACCCUCUCCACCGUUUUUUCCAACGCAUGUCAAAAACACACGGCAACAUCUUUUCUCUCUGGUUCGGUUCCCGUCUCGCUGUCGUCAUUGCAUCGCCCUCCGCCUUCCAAGAAUGCUUCACCAAAAAUGACGUCGUCUUGGCAAACCGGCCUCGCUCCCUCUCCGGAAAGCACAUCUUCUACAACUACACCACCGUAGGGUCCUCCUCCUACGGUGAGCACUGGCGCAACCUCCGCCGCAUAAUCGCCCUCGACGUUCUCUCAACUCAACGCAUCCACUCCUUCACCGGAAUCCGAAAGGACGAAACAGAAAGGUUGAUACGUAUCUUGGCCAAGGACUCGUGCAUGGACUAUGCACACGUGGAGCUAGGUUCCAUGUUCCAUGACCUGACCUACAACAACAUGAUGAGGAUGAUAUCGGGGAAGAGGUACUACGGUGAUGAGAGUCAGAUAAAGGACGUGGAAGAAGCGAAGGAGUUCAGAGAGACGGUGGCGGAGAUGCUGCAACUCACGGGGGUGUCCAACAAGUCAGAUUACUUGCCAUUCCUUCGGUGGUUCGAUUUUCAGAACUUGGAGAAGAAGCUCAAGAGUAUUCAUAAGAGGUUUGACACGUUUUUGGAUAAACUCAUUCACGAGCAACGCAGCAAGAAGAAGCAGAGAGAGAAUACCAUGAUUGACCAUCUUCUAAAUCUGCAAGAGUCACAGCCGGAGUAUUAUACUGAUAAGAUAAUCAAAGGGCUUAUUUUGGCUAUGCUUUUUGCUGGAACAGAUUCGUCAGCUGUAACUUUAGAGUGGUCAUUAUCUAAUUUAUUAAAUCACCCAAAAGUAUUGAUGAAAGUAAGAGAUGAAUUAGACACUCAAGUAGGUCAAGAACGCUUAGUAAAUGAGUCAGACCUUCCAAAUUUGCCUUACCUUAGGAAGAUUAUCCUUGAGACACUUAGGUUAUACCCUCAUGCUCCACUUGCAAUACCACACGUGUCCUUAGAUGACAUCACUAUUAAAGAAUUCAACAUUCCACGAGACACCAUAGUGAUGGUUAAUAUUUGGGCUAUGCAAAGAGACCCUCUAUUGUGGAAUGAACCCACAUGUUUUAAACCAGAGAGAUUUGAUGAAGAGGGAUUGGAGAAAAAGUUGGUUUCAUUUGGGAUGGGAAGAAGGGCUUGUCCAGGAGAAACUCUGGCUAUGCAGAAUGUUGGCUUGACUUUGGGAUUAUUAAUUCAAUGCUAUGACUGGAAACGAGUAAGUGAGGAAGAAGUUGACAUGACAGAGGCAAAUUGGUUCACUUUGUCAAGGUUAAUUCCAUUGAAGGCCAUGUGUAAAGCCCGACCACUCAUCAACAAGAUUAAUUUGAAAUAAAAAAUAUUGUAUUUAUUUGUGUUGUAUUUGGAUCUUCGAUGAAGUGUAAUAUUUAAUUUUCAGUAUUUAAUUAGUGGUGCCCGUAUAUACAAA